AUUUGUUGUAAAUUUUAACUAUGCCUAAAAACACAAUUAAAAAGGCUGUCAAAAAAAUAAAAAAACCCAAAAUAGCUAAUCCUAAGUAAACCAAAAAAUAAAAAAUUGAUGAUGAUGAAUCAAUCGAUUCAGAAUACUUGGAUGAAUUAGAAAAUUAAAAACCAUAAAAUAUCUCAGAUAAAAGUGAUAGCGAGAUUGAUGAGACUGAAGAUAACAGAAGACUUAGAUUAGCUAAAUAAAUUUUAUAACAAACUAAAUAAGAAUUGUAAUCCAAAAAUGAUGAUUUUUUUCAAGAUCAUCAUGACAUUCAUAUGAAUGAUGAAGAUAAAAGAUUAAACGUAGCUCUCCUUGAAAAAGUACUUAAUAAUUGUAAUGUUAGUUUGCUGAAAAACAUACGAUAUACUAAUCAUAAAUCCAGAAAUUUGAUCGAGAAUUCAAUAGAGAAAUCUAUAAAGGUCAUUUACGAGCUAUUACAUGUACUUAAGUGGAUGAAUUUGGCAAACAUAUGUAUUCCAGUUCUAAAGAUUCAAGUAUCAUUAAAUGUAAUAAAAUUGAUGUUAAAUUUUAGGGGAUUUAGAAACAAAAAAGAAAGAAUUCAUUUAGAGAGAAGUAGGCAAACAUGGAGAUGGACAUUAUGAUGAAGUUUUAUCUAUAUCAUUAAAUUUUGAUGGCAAAAUUUUAGCUAGUGCUGGUAAAGAUCAUUCAAUUAAAUUAUGGGAUACAACAUCAAAUAAACUGAUUGAAACACUCAAACAUCAUAAAGCCCCAAUUUAUGGAGUUAAAUUUGGAUAUAAUUCAAAUAAUUUAUGUAGUAUCUCUUGUGAUAGAACUUUCAUAUAAUGGGAUGCUGCAUAAAGAGCUUAUAUUGAUACAUUGUAAUAUUUACAAGUAAUUAAUAAGUUUUGGACAUAGUACAGAAGCAAAUGACAUCGAUUGCUUUAAUGCUGAUGAUUUCUUAAGUUGUGGAUAUGAUAGAUAAAUGAUAUAAUGGAAAACUAAAUCAGGAGGAUAACUUUUAUAUAGUGGACAUGAAUAAUCUAUUGAUUGCAUUAGAGCUAUCACUCUUGAGACUUUUGCAACUGGUUCUAUUGACUCUAACAUUAAUUUAUGGAAUGUAAAAAAAAGAAAACCUUUAUUUGAAUUAUAAAAACCUCAUGGUGAUAAAUGGAUUACUGCUUUGGUAAAAAUUUGUUUUUAAUUUUUAGGGAACCAUUUAUAAUAGUGAUCUUUUAAUUUCAGGAUCAAUUGAUGACAAUCUUAAUAUUUAUAACGUUACAAACAAAUAAAUCACUAAAGUUAGAUCACUUUAAAGUGUAAGAUUUUAAAUUAUAUUAAUUUAGUUUGGUAUCAUUAAUCAUAUUAAUAUAUUUGAUAAUAAAAUCCUUACUGUUGAGAGUCAAGAGCAUCGUCUAGGAAGAUGGAUUACUUCAACCAAAAGCAAAAAUUUAAUUGUGUUAUAUUUAUGA
Molecule: messenger RNA, 1466 nt
Organism: Paramecium sonneborni
Lineage: Eukaryota; Ciliophora; Oligohymenophorea; Peniculida; Parameciidae
Source: the annotation of a GenBank genome assembly